AUGCACCCGGGCCUGCGUCGGCUCCUCGGAGCACAGCCCGGAAGCCGGAGGGCUCUGGGUCUCUUUGCGAGGACCGAGUACCUGCUGUCGGUGGUGGCGGAGGAGCGGGACGCGCUGCUGCUCGGCCUGCGGUUCUCGUCCACCCAGCUGCACUUCCUGUUCCUGGGCGCGGACGCGGCGGGCGCCUGGCAGACCCGCGUGUCCUUCCGCAGCGCGGGCCUGGCCGACAGCCGCUGGCACACCCUGGUCCUGGCCGUGUCGCAGGGCUCCUUCUCCCUCACCACGGACUGCGGCCUCCCCGUGGACAUAAUGGCGGACGUGUCCUUCCCGGACACGCUCUCGGUGCGAGGAGCCCGGUUCUUCAUCGGCAGCAGGCGGAGAAGCAAAGGCUUGUUCACCGGCCUUGUGAGGCAGCUGGUUGUUCUGCCCGGCUCCGAUGCCACCCCCAGCCUGUGCCCCAGCAGGAACGCCCAUCUGGCUGAGCUGUCUAUCCCGCCAGCACUACAGGGGUUCCCAGGAAAGCCGGACGAUAACGAGGUGCUGAAAUAUCCCUAUGGUUAGUAGAAGCCAACCUGCGGGUGACGCUGGGCGCGCAGCCCCCGUGCUCGCAGGCCGAGGAGGCCCAGUUCUGGUUUGACGCCGUCCGGAGGGGGCUGUACCUGUGCACCAGCAGCCAGUGGG
Molecule: messenger RNA, 681 nt
Organism: Perognathus longimembris pacificus (Pacific pocket mouse)
Lineage: Eukaryota; Metazoa; Chordata; Mammalia; Rodentia; Heteromyidae
Gene: Tspear
Product: thrombospondin type laminin G domain and EAR repeats
Exons: 5
Coding region: 1-561 (186 amino acids)
Biological process (GO): signal transduction
Source: RefSeq, a predicted model, not a curated record